UGUUAACACCCGAAUUUUUUGCGACGUUGACAGACCCUGCGCCGCCCGCGGACUAUUACGGUGAGUGCCUUCGAAACUCGCACUUGCAUUAUCCAGAUUCUCCCACUUUCGCGACACCGACCGCCCUACCUCCUUCCUCUCCCUCACACCUAGGUCCUCUACUGCCUGGCGCAAGAGGUUCAUCACGUGCGAAUCGCCGCCCACGAACUUGACUUUGAACUGAAAGCGACCGAGUGGAUCUCGUGCUUUCCAUCCCGAUUCAAUAUCAUCACACCCUUUACCGACUUCCCCAGCAAAGGCUCCUGUGCCCUCUGAACCAUCGAACCCGGCCUCGUGCAAGACACACGCAGACAACAAGCCCUCGAAAAUAGCCACGAAUUUCGUCAUGGCGGCCCCCGCGACAGAGAACAUGGACAAACAAGUCGAUCUGUCGACCAUUCCCGUUUCGCCCAACGGCCAAGACGAUGCUGCCGACGCCAAAGCCGACGGCAAGGAUAUCACUGUCUUCCACGACAAGGACAACUUCAACGUCAAGCACCCUCUCCAGAACAGAUGGACCCUGUGGUUCACCAAGCCUCCAAGUGGCAAGGGUGACAACUGGAACGAUCUGCUGAAGGAGGUCAUCACAUUCGACUCUGUGGAGGAGUUUUGGGGUGUCUACAACAAUGUUGCGCCAGUUUCCGAGCUGCCUCAGAAGGCCGACUACCACCUUUUCAAGGAAGGUGUGCGCCCCGAGUGGGAGGAUCCCCAGAACAAGCAUGGCGGCAAAUGGUCAUACCAAUACAAGAACAAGUCAGCUGUCGACAUUGACCGUCUGUGGCUCCAAGUCAUGAUGUCUGCUAUAGGCGAGACCCUGGAGGAGGAAGAGGACGGCGAGGUGAUGGGUGUCGUCGUCAAUGUUCGCAAGGCAUUUUACCGCAUCGGUGUCUGGACUCGCACGAUAGGAAAGAGCAUUCCAGGUCGUGGCGACGGAGAUGUGGCUGGCGGCAAGGGUCGCUCCGGCGAGAAGGGCCGGAACAUCCUGUUGAACAUUGGCCGCAAGUUCAAGGAGAUUCUUGAGCUGCCUGCCAACGAGCAGGUUGAGUACUCCGGUCACACGGACAGUGCGAACUCGGGCAGCACAAGGGCAAAGGCUAAGCACGUGGUCUAAGUGCAUGUUACGCUGAUCGUAUUUGAGGCGGAGCACUAUGGCAUUGCUCGGAGGAGCGCUGCGAUCCUGUCAUCGACUUUAUGAUUUGCACGGUUAUGACGCGGGAUCAGAAAAGUUCUCAUGAGAUAUCUUGCACGGCUGAGGGGUGGCGUUGCGUGGAAAUGGCUUCCCGGGCAUACAUAAUACUGCAAUCGACCAAAUUCUAGCA
This is a messenger RNA of Emericellopsis atlantica, 1358 nucleotides long. Its product is annotated as translation initiation factor eIF 4e-like domain-containing protein. Gene Ontology annotation, molecular function: translation initiation factor activity; RNA 7-methylguanosine cap binding. The record is from RefSeq and is a predicted model, not a curated record. The transcript has 3 exons. Gene Ontology annotation, cellular component: cytoplasm; eukaryotic translation initiation factor 4F complex. Gene Ontology annotation, biological process: translational initiation. NCBI's taxonomy places the organism in Eukaryota, Fungi, Ascomycota, Sordariomycetes, Hypocreales, Bionectriaceae. Bases 386 to 1150 code for a protein of 254 amino acids.